CCCUGAGGCUCGAAGACAAGAGAAGAGCUAAGCCCUGCGUUCCCUGUUUUCCCUUUCCUAUUUUGAGAGUUCUCCAUCUUCCUGCACUGACUGCCUUCUGUGACUGACUCCUUUCUCUUCCCUCCUCCUUCCCUAGGCUAAAGGGCCCGCAGGGACUGACAGGGUAGCUGAGUGACUGCACUGUGGGUAUGCCUGCUUUCCCUUCCCCCUUCCCUUAGCAGCAACGUCACCGCAGCAAGGAUACUGGGGCUGGCAUUGCGCAGCCUCCCUGCAUUAGCAACGAUGCCAUUGUAUUAGCAGACAUCAAAUCUUAGGAAAUUGGCCCAGUUCCCUCUAUGUGGCCCCGUGGAACAGCGCUUCAUCCGGAACUGUCAAGGUAGAGCUUGGUGGUAUUGCAAAAGGAAGCAAAGCCUCCGGGUACCGUCAAGGCUUCUUACAGAGGUGCCAAGCUCUCCUGAUGAAAUGUGUUUUGCCCCACUGGGUUCCGGGGGCAGUGUCUGGUGCUGUUGAUGCCCUUGUUCGAACUUUCCAGAAUGGAUAGUCCCCCAAAGCUGACUGGAGAGACCCUCAUCGUCCACCACAUCCCCCUGGUGCACUGUCAGGUCCCAGACAGGCAGUGCUGUGUUGGAGCAAGUGGAGGUGGUGGGAGCACAAGACCCAAUCCCUUCUGUCCACCUGAGCUGGGCAUCACUCAGCCUGAUCAAGACCUAGGACAAGCUGACUCCCUGCUUUACAACAGUCUGCACUCUGUCUCAGGGGGCUUGGCACGGGCUGCAGACAACACCAAGAGUAGGGGUCGGGAUGGACGAGGCCCUGGGGCCCCUAAGCGACACAAUCCCUUCCUGCUGCAGGAGGGUAUGGGUGAUCCAGGACUUGGCGACCUCUAUGAUGACAGCAUUGGUGCCAGCACCACCCAGCAAUCCUUCCACCUUCAUGGAGCUGGCCAGCCCACCUUCCAUCUAUCCUCUUUCCAGCUCCCACCAUCUGGCCCUGGAGUGGGCAGGCCCUGGGGGGCCACACGGAGUCGAGCUGGAGUGGUGGAGGGACAGGAACAGGAGCCAGUGACAACCUUAGAUGCCCAGCGCUGUAACAUUCGCCACUGCUGCAGGCCAGAGCUGGAAGCAGAGACCAUGGAGCUGGAUGAGAGUGGGGGAGCUGGCGGGAGUGGCAGUGGGGGCGGAGCCAGUGAUACCUCUGGCUUUUCCUUUGACCAGGAAUGGAAGCUCAGUUCAGAAGACUCCCCAAGGAACCCUGGCUGCUCAGGCUCAGGCCCCCAGCACUGCCGCUGCAGUAGCACAUCCAGCCAGUCUGAGGCAGCUGACCAGUCCAUGGGCUAUGUGAGUGACUCCUCCUGCACCAGUUCAGACGGGGUGCUGGUCACCUUCAGCACCCUCUACAACAAAAUGCAUGGCAACUCCCGUGCCAAUCUCAACUCUGCCCCACAGUCCUGUAGCGACUCCUCCUUCUGUAGUCACUCAGACCCUGGCGCCUUCUACCUGGACCUCCAGCCCUCUCCAGCCGAGUCUAAGAUGUCUUGUGAGUCCCACCACCCUGAUAGUGGAGAAAGGGAAGGGAGCUACGGUUGUCCUCAUGCCUCAUCUCCUGAGCUUGAUGCCAACUGCAACUCCUACCGGCCACACUGUGAACCGUGCCCAGCAGUGGCUGACCUCACAGCCUGCUUUCAGAGCCAGGCCCGUCUUGUUGUGGCCACACAGAAUUACUAUAAACUUGUCACCUGUGACCUAUCCUCCCAAUCAUCUCCAAGCCCAGCUGGCUCUUCUAUCACCAGCUGUUCAGAAGAACACACGAAGAUAAGUCCCACACCAGGUCCUGGAUCAGACCCAGACCCCAGCCAGCCCUCUGAGUAUUACCUAUUUCAGAAGCCAGAAAUUCUGCCAGAAGAGCAAAAAGCAGUGGGUUCUUCAGCAGAAGCAGUAGCUGCCAUGGGUCGCACUUUGAUGGAAGGACAAGUGUACACUAACACUUCACCUCCCAAUCUUAGCACUGGACGCCAGCGCUCUCGCAGUUAUGACCGCAGCCUUGAGCGCAGCCCUCCUGUCCGCCUGAGCUCACUAGAACGCAUGUUGAGUUGCCCGGUGCGACUGAGUGAGGGCCCUGCAGCCCUUGCUGGGCCUAGCUCUCCACCCAAGCGGGUGACCUCCUUUGCUGAACUGGCCAAGGGCCGGAAAAAAGCUGCAGGCUCAGGGUCUCCCCCACUUCGGGUGAGCAUUGGAGACUCCUCCCAGGAGUUCUCAGCCAUCCAAGAAGCCCAACAAGAUAGAGUGGGCCCACCAGAUGAGGGUACUUGCUGUAGCCAUAGCCUCCCACCCAUGCCCUUGGGGCCAACCAUAGACCUAGCUGGCCUAGAGCCUUGGUCCACCCAAGUUUGCCAGGGUCCACAGUCCAGCGAGAUGCCACCUGCUGGCUUGAGAGCUGCUGGGCAAAGCCAUGUCACUCAGCUGUUGGAUCCAGAGCCUGUUCAUCCUGGGAGCCCAGCCAACAGCCACACCCAGAGGGAUGCAAGAGCUAGAGCUGACGGGGGUGGUGCUGAGAGCCGACCAGUCCUUCGCUACAGCAAGGAGCAGAGACCCACCACGCUGCCCAUCCAGCCUUUCGUGUUCCAGCACCAUUUCCCCAAGCAGCUGGCCAAGGCCCGGGCCCUCCACAGCCUUUCCCAGCUCUAUAGCCUCUCAGCCUGCAGCCGUGCACAGCAACCUGCCCCACUGGCUGCCGCCACUGUUCAAGUCUCAGCCCCAGCUUCCUCAGGGGAGCCCCUGGCAUCUACUUCCAAAACCACUGACAGAGGUGCCAGGAAAGCUGGACCUGAGCCCGAGACCUCCCGGCCAUCACCCCUGGGCAGCUACUCUCCCAUUCGGAGUGCUGGCGCCUUUGGGCCCAGCACUGAUUCUUCUGCCUCCACUUCAUGCUCCCCACCCCCAGAGCACGCCCCAGCCCCAGCGCCAGAAAGUUCAGCCCUAUGGAGCCACUCUGGUCCUCCUGCUGCCCGACUUGCUACCUCCCAGCAGCCACAGAAGGAGGAGCAGAAGAUACUGACCUUGGCUGAGUACCGACUCCAUGGAACAGGAAGCUUGCCACCUCUGAACUCCUGGAGAUCUGGUCUCAGCCGAGCAGAGAGCCUGCUCCGAGGAGGUGGUGAGGGUAGCAUGGCUUCCAGACCCAGUAAUGCCAACCACCUGUCCCCUCAAGCACUCAAAUGGCGAGAAUACAGGAGGAAGAACCCACUGGGGCCACCUGGUUUGUCAGGAAGCCUAGACCGAAGGCCACAAGAGGCUCAAAUGAGCCGAAGAAACCCCAUCUUUGAGUUCCCAGGUUCCCUGAGUGCUGCUGGCCAUCUGAACUGCCUGCUGAAUGGUCAAGUAAUGAAGCCACUACCACUGACCUGCCCUGACUUCCAAGACCCCUUUUCCUUGACUGAGAAACCUCCAGCUGAGUUUUGUUUGUCCCCAGAUGGUAACUCAGAGGCCAUUUCCAUCGACCUGCUUCAGAAAAAAGGACUGGUGAAAGCUGUUAAUACCGCUGUGGACCUCAUUGUUGCCCAUUUUGGGACAAGCCGGGAUCCUGGGGUGAAGGCAAAGCUGGGGAACAGUUCUGUGAGCCCCAAUGUAGGCCACUUGGUUCUGAAAUAUUUGUGCCCUGCGGUCCGGGCUAUACUGGAGGAUGGCCUCAAGGCCUUUGUGCUAGAUGUCAUCAUUGGGCAGCGUAAAAACAUGCCAUGGAGUGUGGUUGAGGCUUCCACACAGCUAGGCCCAUCCACUAAGGUCCUACAUGGCCUCUGCAACAAAGUCAGCCAAUUCCCCGAGCUCACCAGCCACACCAUGCGAUUCAAUGCCUUCAUCCUCGGCCUGCUCAACAUCCGGUCUCUGGAGUUCUGGUUUAAUCACCUCUAUACCCAUGAAGAUAUCAUCCAGACCCACUACCAGCCGUGGGGCUUCCUUAGUGCCGCUCACAGCGUGUGCCCCGGCCUUUUCGAGGAGCUGCUGCUGCUCCUACAGCCCUUGGCCCUGCUGCCCUUCAGCCUCGACUUGCUGUUCCAGCACCGGCUGCUACAAAGUGGACAGCAGCAGCGUCAGCACAAGGAACUACUGCGGGUGUCCCAGGACCUGCUGCUGUCUGCCCAUUCAACACUACAGUUGGCCCGGGCCCGGAGCCAGGAGGACCCUGGAGAUACGGACAGAACAGCCCAUGGAGAGCGAGUAAAGGGCGUAGGUGCCCCAGAAGGUGGAGAAGAGGAGGAAGAGACAGACGAGGUGGCAGAGGCAGCUGGGGGCACAGGACAUGGCAGGUCAGCUCGAGGCGGGCAGGCUGGCUGGUGGUAUCAACUCAUGCAGAGUUCCCAGGUCUACAUUGAUGGUUCCAUCGAAGGUUCUAGGUUCCCUCGCGGUGGCAGCAACAGCAGCAGUGGCAGCAGCAGUGAGAAAAAGAAAGGGGCAGGAGGUGGGGGGCCUCCCCAGGCACCCCCGCCCAGAGAGGGAGUUGUAGAGGGAGCUGAGGCCUGCCCGGCCCCCGAGGAAGCCCUCAGCCGGGACAGGGGCUGGCCCUUCUGGAUGGGGAGUCCCCCUGACUCUGUGCUGGCUGAGCUGAGACGCAGUCGGGAGAGGGAGGGGCCCACUGCCCCCCCAGCAGAAAAUGAGAAAAGGACCUCAGAGCCUUCACCUGGGGGCAUCAAGUGGGGACAUCUCUUUGGUUCCCGAAAAGCUCAGCGAGAAGCCCGACCCACAAACAGGCUGCCCUCAGACUGGCUGAGCCUGGACAGGUCCAUGUUCCAACUAAUGACGCAGACAGUGAGUGCCCGCAGGGAGCCAGAGCCCAAGGAGAACAUGCAGGAAUCACACUCUCCAGCCCUGCUCUCCAAGCCUCUAUGCGAGGUGCAGGCACUGUGCCACCAUCUGGCCACAGGCCCUGGACAGCUAAGCUUCCGUAAAGGGGACAUCCUACGUGUACUGGGGCCAGCAGGAGGAGACUGGUUGCAAUGUAGCCGUGGCCCCGACACUGGCCUGGUGCCUGUGGCUUACGUGACCUUGACCCCAACUUCAAGUCCAACCCCUGGAAACAGCCCAAACUGAGGCCCUGUGCAUGCUGGUGGCCUCAGGGACCCUCAUAACCCCCAGAUUCAGAACCUGAGAGCCCUCCCCCAAGCCCACCUGGCUUGGCUACAGAGAGUAGACCAAGAGCAAGGGACCACAUAGCCCUCUGCUGGCACCUACUCCCUGUGCUCAGUAUUAAUUUCUCCCCCUUAACUGUCCCAGUGACCUCGUCCAGACCAGGGAAGGGACGCAGCACUGGGCUGCCAGGAUUUCCCCAGAUUCUCUGGGCCAACCUUUUCCAUGGGUGCUGACAAGUUCCUGUGGAGCAAGGUGACCCAGAAGGCCUGGCUCAGUUACAGGGUUCCUUAGGCCAGAUGGUGAUGAAGACAGAUGACAGUAUUGGGGCCAGAUCCCUAAGCCCCCAGCUGUAAAUAGGCUGUGGCCAGUGCCCUUAUCAGAAAAGGGAGGAGGAGCCCAAGCUUCUGUUCAUGUAUUUAUUUAUUUAUUACACCUAUUAAUAAAAAAGGUGCUCAGCCUCCAAA
Messenger RNA from Chrysochloris asiatica (Cape golden mole), 5587 nucleotides. It is a transcript of the gene RUSC2, whose product is annotated as RUN and SH3 domain containing 2. Lineage: Eukaryota; Metazoa; Chordata; Mammalia; Afrosoricida; Chrysochloridae. Bases 510 to 5084 code for a protein of 1524 amino acids. Gene Ontology annotation, molecular function: protein binding. Gene Ontology annotation, cellular component: cytoplasmic vesicle. The transcript is spliced from 12 exons. The record is from RefSeq and is a predicted model, not a curated record.